CGCUUACGUCACCGGCCCGGUUCCCUCUCCGGGGAGCGGCGGCGGACGCGCGGCUCCCACCCCCUCCCCUCUCACGGGCUCUCCCCUCCCCAGUGUGGCCGCGACCCGACCCUCUGCAAGGCGAUGGCCCGCGCCCCGAGCGCAGGCUAGCGUGCCUGGGUGCCCGGCCAUGGGCUAUAUCGGCUCUCGGAGCCCGGCGGGUCAGGCAUUUCUGGGGACCAACAGCUGGCUGAGGCUCAGGGACAGAGACGGCUGCUCCAGCUAAAGGUCAGUUGUGAUGUACAUUGCCUGUUGGCACUGUCUAGGGAAUGGGCCUCAGCUCCCCGAGCCCCAGAGAGCUUGGCUGAGCCCUGGUGUUCCCACCUCCUCAGAGCCAUGAGGCAGGAAUGUUCUCCUUAUGUGACUAGGCACAGGUUCCAAAUGGGGAGGGGACUGGCUCAGCAUCCGGAGCCAAAACAGGAAUAGAACUGGGAGCUGAGCCUGGAGCGGUUCUGGGCUUUUGGUUCUCUGCAUCAACACAGCCAGCAUGCCUAUGAUUUCUGUGCUGGGCAAAAUGUUUCUGUGGCAGCGUGAAGGGCCUGGAGGACGAUGGACUUGUCAGACAAGUCGCAGAGUGUCCUCGGACCCCGCGUGGGCUGUGGAGUGGAUCGAACUUCCUCGGGGUCUCUCUCUAUCCUCUUUGGGAUCUGCUCGAACCCUCCGAGGCUGGAGCAGGUCCUCCCGCCCUUCCUCGGUGGACAGCCAGGACUUGCCAGAGGUGAAUGUUGGAGACACAGUCGCGAUGCUGCCCAAGUCUCGGCGAGCCCUAACUAUCCAGGAGAUUGCUGCGCUGGCCAGGUCCUCCCUGCAUGGUAUUUCCCAGGUGGUGAAGGACCACGUGACCAAGCCUACUGCCAUGGCCCAGGGCCGAGUGGCUCACCUCAUUGAGUGGAAGGGCUGGAGCAAGCCGAGUGACUCACCUGCUGCCCUGGAAUCAGCCUUUUCCUCCUAUUCAGACCUCAGCGAGGGCGAACAAGAGGCUCGCUUUGCAGCAGGAGUGGCUGAGCAGUUUGCCAUCGCGGAAGCCAAGCUCCGAGCAUGGUCUUCGGUGGAUGGCGAGGACUCCACUGAUGACUCCUAUGAUGAGGACUUUGCUGGGGGAAUGGACACAGACAUGGCUGGGCAGCUGCCCCUGGGGCCGCACCUCCAGGACCUGUUCACCGGCCACCGGUUCUCCCGGCCUGUGCGCCAGGGCUCUGUGGAGCCUGAGAGCGACUGCUCGCAGACCGUGUCCCCAGACACCCUGUGCUCUAGUCUGUGCAGCCUGGAGGACGGGUUGUUGGGCUCCCCGGCCCGGCUGGCCUCCCAGCUGCUGGGUGAUGAGCUGCUUCUCGCCAAACUGCCCCCCAGCCGGGAAAGUGCCUUCCGCAACCUGGGCCCACUGGAGGCCCAGGACUCGCUCUACAACUCGCCCCUCACAGAGUCCUGCCUUUCCCCCGCUGAGGAGGAGCCAGCCGCCUGCAAGGACUGCCAGCCGCUCUGCCCACCACUAGUGGGCAGCUGGGAACGGCAGCGGCAAGCCUCUGACCUGGCCUCUUCUGGGGUGGUAUCCUUAGAGGAGGAUGAGGCAGAGCCAGAGGAACAGUGACCCACAUCAUGCCUGGUGCUGGCAUGCAUCCCCUGGCUGCUGCCAGGGGCAGAGUCUCUGUGCCCAAGUGCGGGCUCAAGGCUCCCAGCAGAGCUCCACAGCCUAGAGGGCUCCUGGGAGCGCUCGCUUCUCCAUUGUGUGUUUUGCAUGAAAGUGUUUGGAGAGGAGGCAGGGGCUGGGCUGGGGGCGCAUGUCCUGCCCCCACUCCCGGGGCUUGCCGGGGGUUGCCCGGGGCCUCUGGGGCAUGGCUACAGCUGUGGCAGACAGUGAUGUUCAUGUUCUUAAAAUGCCACACACACAUUUCCUCCUCGGAUGAUGUGAACCACUAAGGGGGUUGUGACUGGGCUGUGUGAGGGUGGGGUGGGAGGGGGCCAAGCCAGCAACCCCCCCACCGUCCCCAUGCCUCUCUCUUCUCUGCUUUUCUUCUCACUUCCGAGUCCGUGUGCAGUGCUUGAUAGAAUCACCCCCACCUGGAGGGGCUGGCUCCUGCCCUCCCGGAGCCUAUGGGCUGGAGCCUAUGGGUUGAGCCGUCCCCCAAGGCCCCCUGCCCAGCUGGGCUCAUGCUGUGCUUCAUUCACCUCUCCAUCGUCUCUAAAUCUUCCUCUUUUUUCCUAAAGACAGAAGGUUUUUGGUCUGUUUUUUCAGUCGGAUCUUCCCUGGGAGGCUUUGGAAUGAUGAAAGCAUGUACCCUCCACCCUUUUCCUGGCCCCCUAAUGGGGCCUGGGCCCUUUCCCAACCCCUCCUAGGAUGUGCGGGCAGUGUGCUGGCGCCUCACAGCCAGCCGGGCUGCCCAUUCACGCAGAGCUCUCUGAGCGGGAGGUGGAAGAAAGGAUGGCUCUGGUUGCCACAGAGCUGGGACUUCAUGUUCUUCUAGAGAGGGCCACAAGAGGGCCACAGGGGUGGCCAGGAGUUGUCAGCUGAUGCCUGCUGAGAGGCAGGAAUUGUGCCAGUGAGUGACAGUCAUGAGGAAGUGUCUCUCCUUGGGAAGGAAAGAAGGUAGAGCCUUUCUGUCUGAAUGAAAGGCCAAGGCUAUAGUACAGGGCCCCGCCCCAGCCAGGGUGUUAAUGACCACGCAGUGGAGGCCUCUGGCAGAUCCUGCAUUCCAAGGUCACUGGACUCUAGGUUUUUAUGGUUGUGGGAAGGGUGGGUGGCUUUAGAAUUAAGGGCCUCGUAGGCUUUGGCAGGUAAGAGGGCCCAAGGUAAGAAUGAGAGCCAACGGGCACAAGCAUUCUAUAUAUAAGUGGCUCAUUAGGUGUUUAUUUUGUUCUAUUUAAGAAUUUGUUUUAUUAAAUUAAUAUAAAAAUCUUUGUAAAUCUCUA
Molecule: messenger RNA, 2946 nt
Organism: Symphalangus syndactylus (siamang)
Lineage: Eukaryota; Metazoa; Chordata; Mammalia; Primates; Hylobatidae
Gene: FAM131A
Product: family with sequence similarity 131 member A
Source: RefSeq, a predicted model, not a curated record